CUUUUGCAUAGCUAAGCUCAAAUCUCAAUGGAGUUAGAAAAAGUUCACGUGGUUCUGUUCCCAUACAUGUCCAAAGGACACAUGAUACCUAUGCUCCAACUAGCCCGUCUCCUCCUCUCCCACUCCUCCGCCAAAGACAUCUCCGUCACCAUCUUCACCACUCCCUUAAACCGUCCUUUCGUCGCUGACUCACUCUCCGGCACCAAAGCCACAAUCCUAACCCUCCCUUUCCCCAAGAACGUCCCGGAGAUCCCUCCCGGCAUCGAAUGCACCGAAAAACUUCCAGCUAUCUCCUCCCUCUACGUCCCUUUCACGAGAGCCACCAAGUCAAUGCAACCCUACUUCGAGCGAGAGCUAACGUCGCUGCCACGCGUCAGUUUCAUGGUCUCUGACGGUUUCUUGUGGUGGACGUUAGAGUCAGCUCAAAAGCUAGGGUUUCCUCGGCUUGUGUUCUUGGGUAUGAACUGCGCUUCCCCCUCUAUAUUGGACAGUGUUUUCAAAAACAAGCUUCUGUCUAAGGUUAAGUCGGAGACAGAGGCGGUGUCUGUACCGGAGUUCCCGUGGAUUAAGGUUAGAAAAUGUGAUUUUGUUGAAGAUAUGUCUGAUGCAAAACCCACUACAGAUCCUGGAUUCAAGCUUAUCUUAGAUCAAGUCGAGUCUAUGAGUCAGAGUCAAGGUAUCAUAUUCAACACGUUCGAUGAUCUUGAGCCGGUGUUUUUAGAUUUCUAUAAGCGUAAUCGUGAGCUCAAGCCGUGGGCACUUGGACCGCUUUGUCUAGGCAACAACUCCUUGGAGGAUGAGGGAGAAGAGAAGGUCAAACCUGUUUGGAUGAAAUGGCUUGAUGAAAAGCGAGACAAGGGAUGCAAUGUCCUCUACGUGGCUUUUGGGUCACAAGCCGAGAUCUCUAGAGAACAAGUGGAGGAGAUUGCGUUAGGGUUGGAAGAAUCAAAGGUGAACUUUCUGUGGGUGGUGAAAGGAAACAAAAUAGGAAAAGGGUUUGAAGAGAGAGUGGGGGAGAGAGGAAUGGUGGUGAAAGAUGAAUGGGUUGAUCAGAGGAAGAUACUAGAGCACGAGAGUGUUAGAGGGUUCUUAAGUCACUGUGGAUGGAACUCUCUGAUGGAGAGCAUUUGCUCUGAGGUUCCAAUCUUGGCGUUUCCAGUAUCCGCGGAGCAGCCUUUGAAUGCGAUAUUGGUGGUGGAAGAGCUGAGAGUGGCGGUGAGAGCGGUGGCUGCGGAGAGUGAUGGAGUUGUGAGAAGAGGAGAGGUUGCAAAGAAAGUGAAGGAGUUGAUGGAAGGAGAGAAAGGGAAAGAGCUGAGGAGGAAUGUUGAAGUGUAUGGUAAGAUGGGGAAGAAGGCUUUGGAGGAAGGUGUUGGUUCUUCUUGGAAGAAUCUAGACAACCUAAUCAAUGAGUUUUGUAACAAUGGAAUAUGAUGUCAAAAACCAUGAUAUAAAGUGAUUAUUUUACAUUACUUGAUUUACUUGUUGUGUAGGAGAAACAAGAGAUCAGUAAGUACUACCAGUUUGCUUGCAUUAUUCUUGGUCUUGGAUUGGAAAAUUACUAGUGUGUUCUGUACUUGAAAAAAAGUUGGAAUUAAU
Eruca vesicaria subsp. sativa (arugula) is the source of this 1596-nucleotide messenger RNA. Lineage: Eukaryota; Viridiplantae; Streptophyta; Magnoliopsida; Brassicales; Brassicaceae. The record is from the annotation of a GenBank genome assembly.